Molecule: messenger RNA, 1185 nt
Organism: Callorhinchus milii (elephant shark)
Lineage: Eukaryota; Metazoa; Chordata; Chondrichthyes; Chimaeriformes; Callorhinchidae
Product: protein YIPF5
Exons: 6
Coding region: 233-1003 (256 amino acids)
Biological process (GO): endoplasmic reticulum to Golgi vesicle-mediated transport; vesicle fusion with Golgi apparatus
Cellular component (GO): trans-Golgi network
Source: RefSeq, a predicted model, not a curated record
AGUUGGAAAAAUGUAACAGUGAAUAUUAAAGCAUGCCAGUCUGUGUCAGUGUUAUAUUUAGUAGAGCUAUCUCUACACUGCACAUUUAGAGCUUUAUAAAUAGCGUUGAGCAGCCUUCUUGCCUCAAGUUGUGCUUAAGCCCUGCUUGACAUUUUGUUUUGUUAAAACUGUCUAAAGGCGGCAUCACUUCUUUGGUAUUCAGUCUUUUCGUUUAUUUGAGGAUUCUAUCAGAAUGUCUGCUUUUGAACGGAUUGAUUCAGAUUUUUACCAAUCAAACUAUGAUAUUAAGGAUCAGGAUCAAACUUAUGUCUACAGAGAUGAUAGUAAUCCUGAUCCAAAUAGUGAUUCUGAAAACGAUUACUCACAACGUCAAAUCUUUGCACCUUCAGAAAUGAUGCACACUUCACAGUUCUAUGCAGGCAACAUCUUACAGCCAUCUGCAACCUAUAUCCCCUUUGGCUCCUCUUCCCCAGUCGAUGCUGAUUUUGAUGAUGAACCGCCACUUCUAGAAGAACUGGGGAUCAACUUUGAUCACAUCUGGCAGAAGACGUUAACGGUUCUGAAUCCAAUGAAGCCAGCAGAUGGCAGCAUCCUGAAUGAGACUGAUUUAACAGGACCAAUGGUUUUCUGUUUCGCAUUUGGAGUCACACUGCUGUUGGCUGGUAAAGUUCAGUUUGGCUACGUGUAUGGAAUCAGUGUCUUUGGCUGUUUGGGGGUUCAUGCUCUACUCAAUCUGAUGAGUGUCACCGGGGUCUCAUGUGGCUGUGUGGCCAGUGUCCUGGGCUACUGUCUCCUUCCAAUGACCAUCCUCUCUAGCUGUGCAGUGCUCUUUUCACUCCAGGGAGUGAUUGGAACGGCGCUUGCUUUGAUUGUCAUUGGAUGGUGCAGCCUGUCAGCCUCGAAAAUGUUUAUCUCUACACUGGCAAUGGAGGGACAGCAGCUGUUGGUCGCCUAUCCUUGUGCCUUACUCUAUGGCAUAUUUGCACUUCUGACAGUUUUCUGACCAGCUUGUGAGUAUCCUCCUGGGCAGGGGGUGGGGGAGGAAAGUGGAGUCUUCCUUGAGCUGAACUCAUUCCAAGGUAACAUGCUUGGCAACAGAAUGUCUGCCACUGUUGCAGUCUCGGAAGUCCAGCACAACCAGUCUGGCUCAUCAGCAGAACCUGGAAGGGCAGACCAGUCACUGAG